Molecule: messenger RNA, 2130 nt
Organism: Candidozyma haemuli
Lineage: Eukaryota; Fungi; Ascomycota; Pichiomycetes; Serinales; Metschnikowiaceae
Gene: PRT1
Product: translation initiation factor eIF3 subunit b
Exons: 1
Coding region: 1-2130 (709 amino acids)
Biological process (GO): translational initiation
Cellular component (GO): eukaryotic translation initiation factor 3 complex
Molecular function (GO): RNA binding; translation initiation factor binding; translation initiation factor activity
Source: RefSeq, a predicted model, not a curated record
AUGCCAGCUCCUACCUACGAGGAACUUGAAAAGGAAGUCAACCUUGACGAUCUUGACUUCUCUGAUUUGGAGGCCAAGUACUCUGUCAGCUCUGACUUGGGUCUUGACAACUAUGUGGUUGUGGAUGGUACUCCAAAGGCUCCAGCUUCUAAGGCUCCAUUGUUGGAAAAAGUGUUGAGAAAGUUUCUCAGCAAAGCCGGUGAAAUCGUCGAAGGCGAAGCCGGUUUGUACCUUCCCGUGGAGGACAACAUGACCAAGGGUUACGUUUUUGUUCAAUACAAGAAGCCAGAGAGCGCUACAGCAGCUGUUCUGCAAUUCCACAACAAGCCUUUCGAUGCUAAGCACAAGUUGCUUGUGAACAAAUUCGCUGACGUUGAGAAGUACUGUAACGAAGGUAAUGUGGCUGACGAAUUUGUCGAGCCUGAGAUUCCUCCAAUGAAGGAGACCGGUUACUUGAAGUCUUGGUUGCAAGAUGAGGCUGGCCGUGACCAGGCUGCUUUGCACUUUUCUGAGACCGUUGGUGUCUACUGGACCAACAAGAAGAGCGAUCCAAAGGCUGUUACCGAACCAAGAAAGGGUUUCACUUCCAAGUACGCUAAGUUCUCUCCAAAGGGUACUUACUUGUUUUCUAUCCACCCUCAAGGUGUUCAGUCAUGGGGUGGUGCCAACUUCGACAGUGUUAGUAAAUUCGUCCACCCACAGGUUCGUUUGAUUGACUUUUCUCCUAACGAGAAGUACAUGGUGACUUUGUCUCCUGCUCCAAUUACCAUGCCAUCUAAUGCUGAUGAGGCCGCUAACUUCCCAUUCGGUCCUGAGUCCGAAGGCCACAAGUUGGUUAUCUGGGACUUGACUACCGCUGAGGUUGCCAGAACUUUCGCUUUGCCUCCUCACUUGGAGAACCAGAAGGAUAUGCCAUGGCCUCUUGUUAAAUGGUCUUACGAUGACAAGUACUGUUGUCGUCAAGGUCCAGACGCCUUGGCUGUCUACGAAACCCCAUCCUUCCAGUUGUUGGACAAGAAGUUGGUCAAGAUCGAUGGUGUUGUCGACUUCGAAUGGGCCCCUGCCGGUGUCCACAUGUGGGGUACUAGAGAAGACGCUGGUGAGCACAUCUUGUCUUACUGGACUCCAGAGACUGCUAACCAGACCGCCAGAGUUGCUCUUAUGCAAAUUCCAACCAGAAAGGUCCUCAGAACAGUUAACUUGUUCCAGGUCAGUGACUGUAAGAUGCACUGGCAAGAUGAGGGUAAAUUCUUGUGUGUGAAGGUCGACCGUCACACCAAGUCCGGUAAGACUUUCUUCUCCAACCUUGAGUUCUUCAGAACGACAGAAAGAGAUAUCCCAGUGGAGAAGUUGGAGUUGAAGGACGUUUGCAUCAACUUUGCAUGGGAACCAACUUCCGAUAGAUUCGUCACCAUCAGCAGGUUAGACGAUGGUAACAACAACCCUGCUAUUCCAAAGAACGUUGUCUCCUUCUACUCCACGGAGCCAGCUACCAAGAAUAAGGCUGCCAAGUUCAAGGUGUUGCUGAAGGUUGAAAACAAACACUCCAAUACCCUUAACUGGUCUCCAAAGGGAAGAUACAUUGUUGUGGCCACCAUUGCCAAGUCUUCCGGUGAGUUGGAGUUCUUUGAUACUAACUUUGACGACGAGAACUCUAAGAAGCCAAUUGUUAAGCUGCUCAAGGCCGAGAAGUUCCUGGGUAUGACCAACAUCUCCUGGGACCCAUCUGGAAGAAGCGUUGCCGCCUGGUCUUCUUCUUGGGUGCACGCUAUCGAGAACGGUUACAGAUUGUACGAGUUCACUGGUGAACAGUUGAGAGAUGACUCCAUCGACCAGUUCAAGGACUUUAUCUGGAGACCAAGACCAGCCUCCAUGCUUACAGCCCAAGACAUGAAGAAGGUCAAGAAGCAGUUGCGUGAAUACAGUGCUCAGUUCGAUGAGAUCGACGCCAUGGAAGCCGAUGCUGCCACCAGAGAGGCUAUCUUGUUGCGUCGUAGACUCCUCGAAGAAUGGAAGGAGUACCGUAACAAGCACGCCGACAAGAAGACCGAAGACCACAAUGUGGAGGCCGAGAUUGUCGAGGAGAUCAAGGAGGAGAUCAUCGAAGAGAAGGAAGAGGUUGUGGAGUAA